Messenger RNA from Rosa rugosa (rugosa rose), 8499 nucleotides. RefSeq lists its product as uncharacterized. Gene Ontology annotation, molecular function: protein binding. NCBI's taxonomy places the organism in Eukaryota, Viridiplantae, Streptophyta, Magnoliopsida, Rosales, Rosaceae. The coding region runs from base 62 to 7702 and encodes 2546 amino acids. Gene Ontology annotation, cellular component: RAVE complex. The record is from RefSeq and is a predicted model, not a curated record. The transcript has 16 exons. Gene Ontology annotation, biological process: vacuolar acidification.
UCACAGGUGACACAAUCAUCUACUUCCUCCAACUCAAACUCACCAUUCCGGACUCUCCACCAUGGACCCCACUCACCACCUUCCUCUCCAAAUCCUCAGGUCCGACCCGACCCCUUCCGCCCCUAACCGAUCCGACCCGCCCGGAUCCGCCAUCGACUGGCUCCCGGACUUCCUUGAACUCUCAUGGGUCUCCUACGGCGCCUCCUCCCUCCUCGUGAUCUCGCACUUCCCUUCCCCGCUCUCCGAAAACGAAACCGUGAUCGGUCCCAUUUUCCGGCAGGUUUUCGAGCUCUCCGGCGACCCCUCCUCGGCCGUCAGAGCCGUGGCUUGGUCGCCGGUAAUGCCGUCCCUCGGUGAGGUUGCGGCCGCGGCUGAGAAUUGCGUUUGGGUGUUCUCGCAUGAUUCGGCGAGCUCCAAAGGUUCUUUUUGUUGGAGCCAGAAUGCAGUGCUUGUAAACUCUGCAAAGGUGGAGGCAAUUGGAUGGACGGGCUCAGGGGAUGGAAUAAUUGCCAGUGGCGUUGAGGUUGUUUUAUGGAAAAGAAGUGGUAGGUCAUGGGAAAUUGCUUGGAAGUUUAAACCAGACCAACCCCAGAGUUUGGUCUCUGCAACUUGGUCUGUUGAAGGACCUUUUGCAACUGCUGCUUAUCAGAGUAAAUGGCUGAUUGAAGGAUUGUUGACUAAGGAGGCUAGCAAAUGUGUGCUAGUAAGCCAGCGAGAUGGCAAAUCUGAGUUUGUUAAAUCUGAGCUACAACAUCCUCUUCCUGUCUCAAUGAUUCAAUGGAGGCCAUUAACAGGAAAACCUUUGAGCAGAGAUGCAAAACAUCCAUCAAGGCAUGUGCUACUCACUAGUUGCUUAGAUGGAACUGUCAGGUUAUGGUGCGAGGUUGAUGACGGACGGGCAAGAAAAGUUGCUAAGGACAUUAAUGAUCACAAAACCACGAGGUGGUCAUUUUCUGUAGCCGCUGUAAUUGAGAUAAACCAGGCACUGAAUGGGAUUCUGGGAAUUGAUAUUUAUGUGUCGUGGGCCAUAGAAACUGGGGGUCUAAACAAAGCUAGUGCGGGGGCUAAAAAAUUAUUCUCUGCAAACGGUUAUGAACAUGACCAGCUCGGUAAUUGUGAGUGGUUAAUUGGGUUCGGUCCUGGAAUGCUAGUGAAGUUUUGGGCUUUACACUGUCUUGAUGAUGUCUCCCCAGUAAGAUUUCCCCGGGUUACAUUAUGGAAGACACAAGAACUACAAGUCCUGGAAGGGGGACAUGUUCAUAGGACUGGACUUUCAAAUUAUAAUGAUAGACUACCACUUAAUAAAGUUGUGAUCUUGAGGAACUGCAUGUCUGGUCCACCAGUGGUCUGCUCUUUGAUUCAGUUGUUACCUUGCAAUUCUUUGGUUUGGUCACUGUUGUAUACUCAAUCUUCAAAUAAUGUAGAGGAUCUUACCCUCAAUAAACCUGGUAUGGAGAACACUUUAUCAUGUUCAGCUGAUGGGAUCUUGAAUUUGGAUGGUCAUGCUGGAAGAAUCUUACAAGUAGCAGUACAUCCUUAUAGUUGUGAGGUUGAACUUGCUGUCUCCUUAGAUUCUGAUGGAUUGCUUCUUUUUUGGUUUUUCUCUACCAUUUCCAACUAUAUUUUGGGCCGUCCAACACUAGUGCCAACAUGGGAUAUCUGUGGGAAGCUUGCAACUCAAAGUUCAUCUUCCAGGUAUACAAGCGUGAGGUGGGCACCAGCAAUACUAAAUGAAGUAGCUGUUCUUCUUAUGGGACAUGCUGGAGGAAUUGAUUGCUUUAUUGUAAAAAUUCAUCAGGAUGAGGAAGAAAUUAUAGAAUGUCACUACUUAUGCACUAUACCUUUUACAGGUCAUGGUCCUUAUGAGGAUGGGCCCAACAGUAUCUCUACAAUUCCUUUGCCUCCGACUUGUCAUAAAACUCUAAGAUGUAGUAAAUUUAUGCUUUUGGGUGUAUGGAUGAAUGGGUUUCAAGCUCUUUCAUGGGAAAUCACUUUACAUACUUUUGAUUUAUCCGGAAGCUACUGUGACUGUGAUUUUGAGACGGGAAAUGGUCCUGAAAGUAUGUGGGGAUUUGAAGGUACUUUCACCAAUGUAAGAUAUUGUCUAAAAGUAAACGCUUGCUCAUCGCAGAUACCUGAUCCAUACAUCCAUGAUGAGGUUACAAGUUUUGCUGUGGUCUGUCAGGGUAGUUUGAUGCGUAUAGAAAAAAAUUUGGGUCCUACUAUUGAUCAAUGCUCUAGUUGUCCUGCUUAUUUAAUGGCAACAGGCUGCUCUGAUGGUUCUUUGAAAUUGUGGAGGAGUAGAAUUGCUAAACUAUCAACUCCUAACAUUCCAUGGGAACUUGUGGGUAUGUUUGUGGCACAUAAAGGCCCUAUUAGCACUGUAUGCUUGUCUGAAUGUGGUAGGAAGAUUGCAACCAUCUGCAAGGAUUUUUCUUCAAAUACAGUUGGCACUCUUCAGAUAUGGGAUCCUAUACAUCUUGCAGGUGCAGGGUCAUUUGUGUUAGAAGAUACAAUAUCCUUUGAUCAAGAACUUGUUGCUUUGAAUUGGCUACCUUUGGGAAAUGGUCAGUUACUACUGGGAGUUUGCAUGCUGAAUCAGUUUCGAGUAUAUUCUCUUGAGCGUUGUGGUGGUCAGACUUUGUUAAACCCUGAAAAAUCAGUGAAAAAGAACAUCUGGGUCUGCAUUGCCUCUACUCAUACUUUCCCUCCCAUUUGUGACUUCUUUUGGGGACCCAGAGCAACAGCUGUCUUUGUUCAUAAGAGUUACUUUUGUGUAAAUAGUCAGUGGUUGUUCCUUGUAGAUAAGAAACAUCUUGCUAAUGGUCAGUCAAAUGACAUAGCAGAAAAUUGCAUGGAUUCUGCAGGUGGAAUGAAAGAAGACACUAGUUCAAUUUUCUUUGAUUGUGAACUUCAACAAUUUGAUAAAACAUUACUUGACGAGAGUAGAAGAGAUUGCAAGUCUGGUACACCAUUCAAGACUGAUUUGAAAAAGGACUAUCUAUUGAGCAGCUUGUUUGUAGCAAGGUCUCAAUUGGAUUGUGCUUGGGGUACCAAGCGAGGUUUAUGGACAAUGCUUGAAGUGGUGGAGAAUUUAAGUGGAUCUCUGCCAGUUUACCACCCAGAGGCCCUCUUUAUGAAUAUCUAUUCAGGAAAUUGGAAGCGCGCGUAUAUUGCAUUGAGGCAUCUUAAUGAUUUUCUCUCUUCUGAGUCUUCUUCUGGGAGCAAGCAUUACCCUUCAAAGUCGAGCAUUUUCGUUCCACAGAUUUUGUUGUCAACUUUUCUUGAUGGGAUUAUCUCAAUAGAUUCAAACGAUAAAGUAUUUCAAUGGAGUGGUGAUGCAGUCACUUCAUCUUCUCAGUUGCAGAGAGACUCUGGCCAGUUUACAUACGACUCGUAUGCUUCCAAUAAUUUGUUCAGUUCAUCUUCAACAAAAUAUGGACUUGUUGACUUUGUUGAGCAUCUGGAGAAGUUGUAUGAAUUAGCAGCUAUAACCAACAUUGAGAGGAUGCAGAUUCUUGCUAUUUUUGAUCUUCUCAAUGAAAUGACUAAUUCGAACUCUGGUUCUGCAUAUGAAAGUCUCGAUGAACCUGGACGGAGGUUCUGGAUUGCAUUGAGGUUUCAGCAACUACAUUUUUUCCGGAAGUUUGGUAGAUCAGUAUCCGUGGAGGAAUUGGUUGUUGACUCUAAGUUGAUUGGAUGGGCCUACCACUCUGAUUGCCAGGAAAAUUUGUUUGGAUCUUUCCUACCCAAUGAACCGUCUUGGCAAGAAAUGCGGAAUUUGGGUGUAGGAUUUUGGUUUACAAAUACAGCACAAUUGCGUUCAAGGAUGGAGAAACUAGCAAGAUUGCAAUAUCUGAAGAGGAGGGAUCCUAAGGAUUGUGCAUUGCUAUAUAUUGCACUGAAUAGAAUUCAAGUUCUGACCGGACUUUUCAAAAUUAGCAAGGAUGAGAAGGACAAGCCCUUAGUCGCAUUUCUUUCACGCAAUUUUCAGGAAGAGAAAAAUAAGUCAGCUGCCUUGAAGAACGCAUAUGUCUUGAUGGGUAGGCAUCAACUGGAGUUGGCUGUUGCUUUCUUUCUGCUUGGAGGUGAUACUUCUUCUGCUGUCAGUAUUUGUGCAAAGAACCUUGGGGAUGAACAGCUUGCAGUUGUAAUUUGUCGGCUUACUGAAGGGCAUGGUGGACCAUUAGAGAGACACCUAAUUUCAAAGUCUCUACUACCAUUUGCAAUUGAGAGGGGUGACUCCUGGUUAGCAAGCCUUCUGGAGUGGGAGCUAGGGAACUACUGUCAAUCUUUUAUAAGCAUGCUUGGACUCCAGAUAAAUUCUGCAACUGAGAUGCAUGCAACUUUGUCCAGUGGUGUUGCUUUUUCAGACCCAAAUGUUGGUCUCUAUUGUCUAUUGCUAGCAACCAAGAACAGCAUGAGGAAUGCUGUAGGGGAGCGGAAUACUGCAAUCCUGAGUAGGUGGGCAGUAUUCAUGACAGCCACUGCCUUAAAGAGAUGUGGACUUCCACUUGAAGCUUUGGAGUACCUUUCAUCUCCCACAACCAUUCUUGGAGACACAGAUCUAGGGACUCUAUCAGAUAUCGGGGAUUUUGAGAAGCUAAAUGGAAUUCUGAAUCCUUCUCCAAAGAAUUCUUCAAAUUGGUUAUCAAGUAAUGUGGCAUUCCGUGUGGAGUCCCUUGCCAGAUUAGAUUUGGCACUUCAAUACUUAUCAACAUUGGUAAGAGAGCAUCCAAGUUGGGCAGAUACUGUUGUCGCACCUUCCAGAGCUAUUUCACAUAUAAAUGAGUGCGAGAAUCAUGAACAUGUAAAAGUUCUUGGGAGUUUCCACCAGAAAUUAUACACAGCACUUCAUCAUUUGGAGCAGAAGUUUUCAGUGGUUCCUUUUCAUCUCAUCAGCAUGGUCUUGCUCUCACUGUACAAUCGUGGGCUGUGGUUUGUUGGGUACGAAAUAUUACAUGCAUAUACUUCUCAAGAUCAAGAUCUCAAUAAAAGCCAAAUAGUUAGAUCCCUAUUGUAUCCUCUUAUGCAUAAGCAACUUUUGAAGGCUACCAGAGAAACUUCUCUUUUAUUUUCACGCGUUAUUGCUGCCUGCAGUAUAACUUGCUCUAAACUGAAGUCAGAUUGUUUAGAAAACAAUGUGUCUGGUGAAGGUGGAUCUUCAAGCUCAAACGCUUGGGAGUAUUACUUUCAAGGUCUUAUCCUGUCACUUCGGAGUUUAAGGAGUGCUUUGCAAAUUAUUUCUGUCUCAUCUACUGAAGACCUCAUCAUGAAACCCCUUAUCAUCAUUGAUUGGAUUGAGUAUUAUGUACAGUUUGCUUGUGCAUGGCUUCAAAAAAACUCAAAAGUUCUCUUCCUAUUAAUGCAACCACUUCUGAUCACAUUUACCAAUGGGCAUACACCUUAUGAAGUUGAUUUGAUGGAUCUGAAGAAAAUCCUCCCCCAGAUUGCAGAAUCGCUGACCCAAAAUUCUUUGAUUGAUAAUGUAUGCACAGGCCUUCAGGGUUCUCAAGGUACAGAUGUAGCACAUUUAAUUCCAGAAGAUGAAAGAUGGCAGAUCACUGGGGCUUGUUUAUGGCAACACAUAUCCAGACUAAUGAAACAGAAGCUAGGUAUGUUAUCUUAUAAACUUGAUGAAGGCUGUAUUUCUGGCGUUCCCGAUGGAAAACAUUUCUCAUCGGUGCCUUGCUCUGAAAAUUUUGGUCCUGAUGACAACAGAACUGAAGAAGUGCUUGGGUUGGUUUCAUUGUCCUUGGUUAAAUUAUUAAAGACCACACUUGCACAUGUUUCUUCUUAUCAUGUGAUGCGUCUAGCAUCACAUCUGCAGCAUAAGAUGGAUAAUGGGUUGCAUGUAAUGACUCUUGUUUGGUUAGAAGAAUAUAACCAGUCUCAGACCAGAGGCCUCAAUCAGCAUUUGAAUCAGGACAUGCUCAAAUUGGAGACAAUAGGUGAAAAACAUGGAUCUGACAUAUUAUGGGAUAUUUGUGCAGAUCCUAAAAUAAUAUCUGAGAGUUUCACCCAGGAAAAAAUAAACUGGUCUCACUCCCUUGAUCAUAAACCGUCUAAAGGAUGGAAUAACAUAUAUAGAGGCGUCACAACUGUAGAUGAGACUGAGGAAACUCAUAACCAUGAACUUACACCUAAGAGUACUUCUGCCAAUAGUGAAGCUGGAUUACCUUCUAGAAGUCUAUUUCGCAGUGGCCACUCUUUCCUUAGCGGAUGGCAGAAAGAUACAACCGCUACAAAGGAGGUCUCACCUUUCCUGAACCCAAAAGAAAUAUAUAAGAGAAAUGGGGAGCUUUUGGAGGCAUUGUGUCUCAACUCUGUUAAUCAGAAACAAGCUGCUCUUGCAAGCAACCAAAAGGGCAUCAUAUUUUUUAAUUGGAAAGAUGAUAUGCCUGAUAGAGAUCAUUCAGACUAUAUCUGGUCAGAGGCUGAUUGGCCACUGAACGGGUGGGCUGGUUCUGAAUCAACGCCAGCUCCAACAUAUGUAUCUCCUGGUGUUGGUCUUGGAAUCAAAAAAGGAACACACGUUGGACUGGGUGGAGCAACUGUUGGUGUAGGAUCUUUGGCAAGGUCAGCAAGAGACUUGAGAGGUGGAGGAGCAUUUGGGAAUCAAGGUUAUCCUGGAAUGCAUGUGUCUGGUUUAGGUUGGGAGACUCGAGAGGACUUUGAGGAAGUUGUUGAUCCACCACCUACUGUUGAGAAUGCAAACACAAGGGUUUUUUCCAGUCACCCAUCAAGACCUUUCUUCUUGGUUGGUUCUAGCAAUACACACAUUUACUUAUGGGAGUUUGGCAAAGACAAAGCUACUGCAACUUAUGGAGUUCUGCCUGCUGCAAAUGUCCCUCCACCUUAUGCUCUGGCAUCGAUAUCUGCUUUGCAGUUUGAUCACUGUGGACACAGAUUUGCUACCGCUGCCUUAGAUGGAACUGUAUGCACAUGGCAGCUGGAGGUGGGAGGAAGGAGUAAUAUUCGUCCUACAGAAUCAUCUCUAUGCUUUAACAGUCAUGCAUCGGAUGUUGCUUAUGUUACAUCAAGUGGAUCAAUCAUUGCUGUGGCUGGAUAUAGCUCCAGUAGUGUUAAUGUAGUCAUAUGGGAUACAUUGGCUCCACCUACUACCUCACGAGCUUCCAUUAUUUGUCAUGAAGGUGGGGCGCGCUCUCUUUCUGUUUUCGAUAAUGACAUAGGAAGUGGAUCUAUCUCACCCCUUAUUGUGACUGGUGGUAAAGGUGGUGAUGUUGGACUUCACGACUUCCGGUAUAUUGCUACUGGAAGGAGUAAAAGGCACAGACAGACUGAUAAAGGUGAACAAGCUGUGAAGACAUCAUCAAAUAUUGAUCAUCAUCCUGCGGAUGGUAACAGAUUUGGGGAACAAAAUCAGAAUGGGAUGCUGUGGUAUAUACCAAAAGCUCACUCAGGGAGCGUCACCAAGAUAUCCACAAUUCCAAAUACCAGUUUGUUCUUAACGGGAAGCAAAGAUGGAGAUGUUAAGCUUUGGGAUGCCAAGAGAGCUAAGUUGGUAUAUCACUGGCCAAAAUUGCAUGAAAGGCACACAUUUUUGCAACCAAGCUCUCGAGGUUUUGGUGGAGUAGUUCAGGCUGCUGUCACCGACAUAAAAGUUGUUUCACAAGGUUUUCUUACAUGUGGUGGAGAUGGAACUGUAAAGCUGGUUCACCUCAAAGACCACCAAUAUUAGAAAUGAUGAAGUUGAUCACAAGUUGCAUUCAAGCAUGGUACAACUGCAGAAAUCAUUGCAUUUUGUUAACUGCACAACAAGUUCAGUUUGAACAAAGUGAGAGAUGCAUCCCAUAUUGGUCAACUAUGUCUGGUCUCCGGCAUAUGUAUUAUAUUAUAAUCGCGGUGGACAUUUCAGAUUCCUACUGCUUGUAUCCAGAAGAUUGAAGAAAGUGAGACAUUUUGUUAAACAGCACAAGUUCAGGUUGAAGUGAGAGAUACAUCCCGCAUUGAUCCACUCUUUUCGGUCUCCAGCAUCUGUAUUAUAACCCCAGUUACCCAGUGGACAUGUCAGAAUCCUACUGCUUGUAUCCAAAAAGAUUCGAGCUUGGAGGCCCCAAACCUUGUUACCUAUUUUGGAUAGCAAAAAAGAUGUCACUGGCUUAAAAGGUUUUUGCCAGUACGAUACAAUAGGAAAAAUUGUGAUUGCAUUCUUCAGAUUGUUACUGUGAUCUAGGAGAGAGAAAUCUUAUCAAUCAACUUUGUUGGGAGGCAAGUAUGAUUGACCGUCGGCGAUUAAAUCCUCUACUGCCCUCCUAGUUCCUUUGAUGAGCUAAAGCACCAGGAAGAGUAUCCAACUUUCCUGUAUAGUUUUCUUGUUCGCUUAUUUAGACAAUGUAUAUAAUUCCAAGAGAGGGAAAAUCACAAAUUUUUACUUGUAAAAUGUUGGAUUCUCUGAAAGUACUUCAUAGCUUUUGUAUAUUAGGAUCUGUAUAGCGAAUUUCUUCAAAUAUAAUGAAUUUUGGAUUUCUUUUUCGA